Molecule: messenger RNA, 6155 nt
Organism: Pocillopora verrucosa
Lineage: Eukaryota; Metazoa; Cnidaria; Anthozoa; Scleractinia; Pocilloporidae
Biological process (GO): regulation of gene expression; chromatin remodeling
Cellular component (GO): chromatin; nucleus
Molecular function (GO): DNA binding
Source: RefSeq, a predicted model, not a curated record
AUCGAUGUUUACAGUUCGAAGCGACUGCUGAAAAUGGAGACACGGUACACGUGGUUUCUUUAUUUUGUUUUCGAUCAGACAGGCCUCUAACUUUACAUUUAGCACCCAGUGGCUGGGAGAAGAAUGGCGGCGGAUCGCCCAAAGCGAAGGAUCACACAACCCUGUUUGGAAUACAAUGGAGGACUUCUACCAAAAGAGGAAAUAAUGUUGCGGAAAGCCAUGUAUGCCUCUCUUACAGAAUCUAAAAAACCUUCACCAAAAAAAAUUGUUGUGCAUCCCUCAUCAACAGAGAAUGAUGGAUGUUAUGUUAAUGGAGUGCUUGAUAAUGUGGAGUUAAUCUCAGCGGGAGAAGAAAUCAAUGGCAAGCAUUGUGCUAUUCCUAAUGAGGUUGACAACAAUAAUAGUCCUAAUGUUCAUCAAUUUGAAGAUGUACAAGCCAUGGAGAUCCACAGCCCCUCAUCAAGUACAGCUACUACACAGAAAAAGACAAAAAUUAUCAAGGAACCUAGCAAACUGUUGAAUUAUGUGCUCAAGAAGAAGAAAGAGAAGAAGAAUAAGGGCAGGAGUUUAUUCAGAACUCCAUCGCCUUUGAAACUUCAAGCUCAUGGUGAUAGUGGAAGUGUAGAUUUUUCAGGUGGAGAAGCAAAUGUCCUGAGAAACUCAUCUUGUUUAUCUCGAAAUGGGAAAGUGAAAAAGAAAAAGCGGCAAAGAGGAGCUCUGGCUGUUUUUGUAGCCAUGAAUAAAUCUGCUGGAGGAAAACUUAACAAAAGCCAUAGUCUAAGCAAAGAACUGCUCAUGAAGACAAAAAAGAAGAGAAGAAGAAGGCAGAAAAGCAUGGAGACUCAAGCGUGUGGAGCUGGAGGAGCUGUUGGUCUUGCUGCUGAAAGUGAGGAGUUGCCCACAAAGAAAUACAAGAAAGAUGAGAAGAAAAAGCCACACAGAAUGGUUCAAGCACAGAGGAAAUUUGCCAAGAGGCAUCCAUUGAGUCCCAACAGUAUGAGAUAUCAGGUGGACAACAACUUAUUUACAGCUCCAUGCACCAGGGCAAAGACUGAAGAUUUCUUGACUUUUCUAUGUUUAAGAAGUAACCCUGUCUUACCAAAAGAACUAGAGGUCUUCAAUAACCCUUGUCUACCGAUGUCACCAUUAUCAGAGGAGGAAGACGAUAUCUCCUCGCCACCCUCCCCUGUUCGAUCACAAUCGUCCAUGUCGAACUCGUCAAGCGCUAUUCAGAUAUCACAUUCUGACUCACCUGUCCCCUCUGUGGAUAGUCCAGCAACUGGUGAGGGACCCUCAUGGGAGAGUGGAGUUGUUCGAAUGUACGCAGAUGGCCCCAAAGGGCUAGCUGCCAAAGGCAAGGAGGAGAAGAAAUAUGAUGAACUCCUUCCAAGUGACGAGGCAGAUAGCCCAAGAGACCUCACAAAAUCAGUGACACCACCGCUUGCUUUCAGAGUGUCCUCUCGUCCGACGAAUCUGUCAUCAAAUCGAGUGAAGGAUAAGCAGCUUCCGCGACCGAUUCCGAAACCUUUCGCUGUCAAGCCCAGUCUGACAGGCUCCUCACUCACAAGGACAUCAUCUUCUCAUUUGGCGGGCGAUGUUGGUUGUGGCUCCAUUCCUCCGCCUCCCAGCUUUUUACAGUCGUCAGAUUCGUCAUCUUGUUCCCCUCCUCCGCCGCCAUUACUGUACAUCCCUGCGGCGGCUCAGAGAGUCACUCAUCUUCACGGUCCUCCUACCCUUCAAAGAUUCCCAUCGACUUCUCCUACGCGAGAUCAAGAAAGCACUUCGCCUUCAGAGGUAAGGCGCAGGCUGACAACCAUUCAAGAUGAUGGACCACCGCCUUUAAAGAGGUAUCCUCCUGUAGAUGUGGAACGAGAGGACGUGAAGAGAAACAACGUCUCGAAGGAGCCAUCUUUAAGAAAGGCUGGAACUUCAGAAUUCCAGCCAAUUUUAUGGACAUCAAACAAUAGUGAAAAAAAGGACCAUGCUACAGUUGAAACUGCUACAUUUAAGGGAUCGAACUCUUCUGUUUGUGACUUGACUAAACUUUCCGAGGUAGGAAAAAAGGUUGACACGAAUGCAACUACCUGGAGGAGUAAGGAAAUGCCACUGUUACGGAGACAUUCUUCAGCAAGUGAGGUCGCAGAUGUGCGCGUUGAAGAUCACUUGCUUUUCUCCGGGGCAUCACGUAGGAUCAAUUCCAGCAGUAGUCCUCCUCGCCUGCAGCGGGUUCCUAUCUCGGUGGAUACAGCGAUUGAAAUGCAUCUUAAUCGCGUUGUUUCCUCCGGAAAUUUAACUGAACCUACCCGGAAGCAUAUAGAAGCUUCCAGAAGUCGUUAUUCGCCAAACUUCCCGUCUCACCCUCCAAGACUGGUUAGACACUCACCAAGUCACCUUGGAAGGAACGCUAGUCCAGCAUUUCUCCAAAAUGACUCAUUGAACAUCGGCGUUGAUCCCAGUCGGCGACAGUCUUCGCCGUUUUUUGAUUUAGCUUCCUCUAAACCCGUAAGUGCGCAGCCUAUUCAGGAAAUACCUCUCGGUAGAACUAUUCCUGUUGGGUCUCUAGUUUCCGCCAGACAUUCUCCGUUGUUUACGUCUAGUCAGGCCAGGUACAAGAGUACUUACGUUUUCUCAAAUCGGCAGACGUAUGUGCAGCCAGUAAAUGAGACGAGACCGUUACCAGUCAGCGCCUUGAUGGUGCCCACUGCAAAUGGUGUAAACGUCCCUGGAAAUCAUUCCGAAGUUAAUGCAAUGCGACUUCAAUUAAAUAGUGGUUUCAGCCGAUUGAACGAGUGGCAGCUUUCCCACCCUGUGCAAAAUCCGUGUCCAAGCCCUUCAUCGUCCUCGUAUAUUCAUCGUGGAACAAAUCUCAGUGUCAUGCCGGAAAAUAGACAGCUUAGUAAUUCUCCAGUAGGAUUUAAGAGAAUCCCAUCUCCAAGAUCUGACUUGUUCAGCGGCAUUUCAUCAGCACCAGUUGAUAUUUCAUGUAUGUCGCACGCUGGCCCUAAAAUAGAUUCUACGGUUUCAGGAGUUAAACCGUGGGCUUUCCAGCCUAGUUUAAGACAAAAAGAAAACUCUCUUGGAGGCUUGCCUCCUACAUGGUCUCAUUUACAGUCUCCCUAUUCAAUACCAUCCGUUGUUUCCCGUAGUUCUCCUAAACCGUAUACUUUUUCUGCAAAUCUUUCACAAGCCUCGCGCCAUUCUGGGUCGUAUUCUGUUUUGCAUUCAAACGCAGGGACGUUAGAAAGAUAUUCCGUAGGACCGUCUGGAUCGAGUGAUUGUCAGUACGUGUCAGUUAUUCAGCGCGCGAAUGCCAACAAAGGUGAACCAUCACGGCGCGAGAUUUGGACAGGCGAACAAGGAAAUGUCAAAACAUUUCAGUUGCCAAAGGCAUUUCAAGGAGGCGAUAUGCGAUAUGAUGCGAGCUCAAAUGCUUUGUUAAACAACAUUUCAUCACCAGAUGCAUCCAAGAGGGCGCAAUCAUCCAAAGAUCAUCUUAAACAAGUACAAUCUUCUGUAAAAGAUUUCGAUUCUGUCAACUUGAAUCGGCAAACGCCAAGCGCAUCAAGCAAUCAUGAGAAGGAGAGGCCGCCAACUUCGGACUCACCCAGGCUAAAGGCAAAGAAAGACAAAGUUGCGGGUUCAACAAAAUGUGUCAAUACAGGUUCCAAGGUGAACAGUCCAUCAAAAGUUGUAAAGAAAACUUUAGGUUCCAAGCAAAAAGAGGCGUUGUGUUCUCUGCCAGUUAAACCAAAUGAUUCACCUGUUUUUUAUCCAAGUGAAGAGGAAUUCCGCAAUCCUGUUGCAUAUAUCAACGCGAUACGCGGCCACGGAGAAAAGUUUGGUAUCUGUGUGAUUUGCCCUCCUGAAUCUUGGAAGCCCGAGUUUCAGGUGUCCGACAAUUUGCGUUUUAAUAGCGAGUGUCAGUUGAUUCACAAACUCCAAGACAGGUGGGGUCCUGUGGAAGAAGAAUUGGCUUGCAUCCGCAAGCAUCUCGAUCAGCAGUCAAUUUCUCUUGCGCCCAUGCCUCAGAUUGGUGGAUACGAACUCGAUCUUCCUCAGUUUUCCAGAGUGAUGAAACAAUUUGGAGGACUGCAGAAGGUUAUUGACAACAAAAAAUGGACGAAAAUUGCCGAAGUGAUGAAAAUUCCUCGGGGGGCUCAAGACCGAAUAGGAAAACUACAGGAUAUUUAUUGUAAAUACUUGCUCUCGUACGAUCUGCUUCCGCAGGAAGAAAAAGACAAAUUGUUGCAACAGGUCAACUCGGAGAGGAAAAGUAACAACCCCUGUGAAAAAGACGCGGAUUCUUGGUCAAUGAAGGGUCGUAACUUGUCUCUGGUACCAUUCCAAAGACUUGCACGCAACGUGCAAGAGCAUUUCUUUAAGAAGCCACCUUUGGCUAACGACGUCGAGCGGGAAUUCUGGAAGCUUGUUCAUAAUCGCGACAACUAUAUUUCUGUUCACCGUGGAAGUGUAGACACAAACCAGGAGAACAGCGGCUUUCCAACUGAAAAAGGAAAUGUUUAUUCAAAGAAUGGAUGGAACUUGAACGUUCUUCCACAUUUGCCCGGUUCAGUUUUGAAACACCUGGGAUUUGUUCAAGAUGUCACAGUGCCUUGGCUUCAGUUCGACAUGAUUUUCUCUGCGAUUUCCUGGCAGACUCACCCUCUUGCUCUCUACACAGUGGAUUACCUCCACAACGGAGGGGAGAAAAUUUGGUAUAGUGUUCCGGUUGGAGAAAAGAAAAAUUUUCUAUCUGUCUGUGGCCAAAGGCAAAGCGGAGCAACGGAAACAACAGAAGUAGACAAAAUGGUUUCUCCCAGCAGUUUAUCGGACAACGGAGUGACGGUAACAAGAGUUGUACAAAAAGAGGGACAGUUCGUGAUCGUCUUUCCGGAAGUUUAUUACAGUAGCAUCAGUUGCGGGUAUUCUAUUUCUGAAGCAGUGACCUUUGCAACUCCUGACUGGGUUGUGCUUGGGUGUAAACGCUAUAAGGAAUUGCAGGGCACCUCUUGGUGGAGCGAGUUUGCGUUGGAGAGGCUGUUGCUUGGCCUUGCUGAAGAGCUGAAUGUGGAAAACCAGGAAAUACUUCAGUGUUUACUGACGGAGCUCAAGUCUGCGAGGGAUGAAGAGAAGUCCUUUAUGGUUCAGCUUCUAGAACUCGGUUUGGUUGAAACGCAUGUCGACAACGAAAAGAAAUCUUCAGGGUCGCCUGGAGGUAGGAAAGGAAAAAAGUCAACCACAAACUGGCCUCACGCUGAUUCAGGCUGUGUUUUGUAUUGCGAGGUCUGUGACCGUCCGUGCUACGUGUCAGCGGUAACAAGUGAACAUGAUCCUCAAGUACUCUGUCUAAAACACGCUGUGGAACAUAUCCGUCAGAAGGCUUCGCCUGAAGGCUUUAAAAUUUUGACCAGAUAUGAUACGUCUCGACUGGAAGAACUUGUACGCAAGAUUGAGGAAAAGCUGAAAAACGUGCAAACCUCACAAACUGCAAAGUAAUAUAAGUUGAACUUUGCAAGCGUCUCUUUAGAACUUCCUGAAACAAACAAUGUAAUUGUAAGGCAUAAAAAAGUGCUGGGAAUAGAUAUAAGGUCUGGGGUGGGGACAGUAGUGAGGCGAUGGGAGCUGCUAGGGAAGGAAAAAUGGAGGAAAAUUCUUUAAAUAAAUACAACAGGUCCCCCCCUCUCCUCCCAUUCUUCUGCCUUCUUCCGAGAUACGGUACUUACUCUGUGUACUUCAGCACAGUCCUAACCGGGAAAGGACUAAUCUUCUCUUGAGAACACCUAGUGUUUUUUUCUUGUUUCUCGUUACCCUUUUGUUGACAGACUUUCACACAAACAUGCCUAUUUUAAUUUUUAGGUUUUGUACUUGUGUUUUGUUUUAUUUGUUGUUUUUUUUUUAAAUUCAAACCCUUUCAAAGUUUCUUUUGCUAAUUUUUAUGCAUUAGUUGGCUUUUUGGGUCAGAAUAUACGGAGAGAUGUUAACUUCUUUUACUGUGCAUAUGCACAAUUGUGUGAGUGAAAAUAAAUAGCAAAAGCUAAUUGUUGCUUUUAGAGGCAAGUGAAUAUAUAGAAACAAAAAUAAUCUUUUAUUAGGAACAUAUUUGAAAUAAUAAAUACAAUGCUCACAAAGAUGUAAUAUGCUAAAGUUUAUAAAUA